Nymphaea colorata (pocket water lily) is the source of this 4922-nucleotide messenger RNA. Its product is annotated as MAP3K epsilon protein kinase 1-like. The record is from RefSeq and is a predicted model, not a curated record. The transcript has 24 exons. Gene Ontology annotation, molecular function: ATP binding; protein binding; protein kinase activity. Lineage: Eukaryota; Viridiplantae; Streptophyta; Magnoliopsida; Nymphaeales; Nymphaeaceae. Bases 388 to 4689 code for a protein of 1433 amino acids. Gene Ontology annotation, biological process: protein phosphorylation.
AGGGAUCUUGGAACUGUGCAUUUUGUUUCCAUUCCAACGAUUCCUGCAAUUUUCUUUGAAACUUCGUUCCAGUUCCAUUCAGGGGAGCAACCGAUACCUGUGGGGUUGAUGCAGAACUAAGUUUUGAUUCUCUCUCUCUCUCUCUCUCUCUCUCUCUCUCUUCCCUAAUCCCUUCUCAGCAUUCGUUCUAUUUUGGUCGAGUUCGCAUGGUGGUGGCGCGAAUGUGUUGGCGGCCUACUGGGGCGCAGUUUCACAACAAAUCCAAGACGCAGGGACAAAUACGUGACCGCGAUCUCUCCCUCGUUCGUGUGAUUGAACUGCAGGUUUAGGGCGAAGUCCCUACGCCUCUGCGUCAAUUUUUUGUCGAGUUCGCAUGGUGGUAGCGCGAUGUCUCGGCAGCCGACUCAGGCGCAGUUUCACAACAAAUCCAAGACUCUCAAUGACAAAUACAUGCUUGGAGAUGAAAUCGGGAAGGGGGCAUAUGGGCGCGUCUACAAGGGGUUGGAUUUGGAAAAUGGGAACUAUGUUGCAAUCAAACAAGUCUCCCUGGAAAACAUUCCUCAGGAGGACCUCAACAUCAUCAUGCAAGAGAUUGAUCUCCUGAAGAAUCUAAACCAUAAGAAUAUUGUGAAGUAUCUUGGAUCCUUCAAGACAAAGACUCAUCUCUAUAUUAUUCUUGAAUAUGUAGAAAAUGGUUCACUUGCUAGCAUUGUUAAACCAAAUAAAUUUGGGCCUUUCCCAGAAUCUCUGGUGGCUGUUUACAUAGCUCAGGUUUUGGAAGGAUUGGUGUACCUUCAUGAACAAGGUGUUAUUCAUCGGGACAUCAAGGGUGCAAAUAUAUUGACAACUAAAGAGGGCCUAGUUAAACUUGCUGAUUUUGGUGUUGCAACAAAGCUCACUGAAGCAGAUGUCAACACACAUUCAGUUGUUGGAACUCCUUAUUGGAUGGCCCCUGAGGUCAUUGAGAUGUCAGGGGUUAGUGCUGCAUCUGACAUUUGGAGUGUUGGCUGCACAGCAAUAGAGCUUUUGACGUGUGUUCCUCCUUACUAUGAUUUGCAGCCAAUGCCAGCUCUUUUUCGGAUUGUUCAGGAUGAUCAUCCUCCCAUACCUGAUUAUCUGUCACCAGGCAUAACAGAUUUUCUGCUUCAGUGCUUCAGGAAGGAUGCGAUGCAGCGCCCAGAUGCAAAAAAAUUGCUUAUGCACCCAUGGAUUAGGAACUCCAGACGUGCACUGCAGUCUUCUCUUCAGAGAACUGGUGGAAUGAUGAGGAAUAUUCCUCAAGAUGUUUCCACUGUAGUUGAGAGGUCUAUUGGUGAUGGUGAAAGGAGUGACGAAAGCAACUCUGCCGGGAACCAAAAAGUGGAGUCCUCUGAGUUAGAAUCUGGUGAUGCUGCAAAUGAUGUACUGUCAGCUGAGGCUGCUGAACUUGUUAGGCCAGACAUGGAUAAUAGUGCAAGUGCUGAGGGUGUUGCAACUCCUUCAGAAAAUGAUUUAAACCCAGAUCAUCUUGAGGCUAAGGAAAACUUACUGUUGGGUCAAGAUCCCACACUAACCUUUCGUGAAGAGUCGUUGAAAAUGACUGAUCCACAUAAGGUGUUAUCUUCCAAAGAAGAGCAUGCAUUGCAUGCUACUGAUCGUCUGGAGCCUGUGUUGCCAAAUGAUGAUGUGCUAGAGAGAAUUUCUUUAAAUGAUGAAGUGAACUCUCAAAGAUGGAAGAGAAAUGAUUUAGUUGAUGCUUCAUUAGUUGAUGGUAAAUCUAGAGAAUCUGAGAGAAAUGAAGGUUUAAUACAUCAAAACAGGAAUUUUGUUGGUUUUGACCAGAGUGUUCAAGAGUACAGAUCUCAACAGGACGUUAAACCAUCUGUCAUUUCUGGACCUGUUGAAUUGAGUAGAUUCAGUGAUACCCCAGCAGAUUCUUCCUUGGAUGACUUGUUUCAAGAGCCAUUGGAUAGAAUGCCGGACGAUCACUUAGCUGAAGCCUCAACCUCUGCAGCUUCUGCAAUGCUGAACCAACACAACAGAAAUGUACCUGAAUCUGGGAAGACUGACCUAGCGAAGAAGCUGAAGGCUACAAUGGUUCAGAAACGAAGGGAAAAUGAAAAAGGUCAAAAAAGUGGCAGCGACCUGAUGUCUCUCAUAAUGGGUAUUGAUGGUCUGGUGUUUGAUGGCAAGUUGUCUGGAGAAAACCUCUUUCCCAUACAGGCCGUAGAAUUCAGCAAGUUGGUUGGUUCAUUAAAGCCAGAGGAGCCUGAAGAUGUGAUUGUCUCUGCUUGUCAAAAGCUUAUAUUGUUGUUUCAAGAUCGUCCUGAGCAGAAGCAUGUUUUUAUUACUCAGCAUGGCUUGCUGCCACUUAUGGAGCUUCUAGAGGUUCCAGCCACUCGUGUUAUAUGUUCUGUAUUACAAAUUAUCAAUCAGUUAGUGAAAGACAACGCUGAUUUUCAAGAAAAUGCUUGUCUGGUUGGAUUGAUUCCUCACGUUAUGGAAUUUGCAGUGCCUGAUCGUCCUCGUGAAGUUCGUAUGCAGGCAGCAUAUUUCUUGCAACAGCUCUGUCAGUCAAGUGCCUUAACUCUGCAAAUGUUCAUUGCAUGUCGUGGAAUACCAGUUCUAGUGGGUUUUCUAGAGGCAGAUUAUGCAAAGUACAGGGAAAUGGUCCAUCUUGCUAUUGAUGGUAUGUGGCAGGUUUUCAAGCUCCAGUGUUCCACACCUCGAAAUGAUUUUUGCAGAAUAGCUGCUAAGAAUGGGAUACUUCUCAGACUUGUGAACACUCUUCACAGUUUAAAUGAGGCUGCUAGGUUGGCCUCCAUAUCUGGAGGUGGUGAGACUACUGGUGCUGAUGGUGCGACUUCACGGCCUCGUUCCGGUCCUUUGGAUGCUAACAAUCCUCCUUCUGUCCAAUGUGAACCCUUCGAUGAACAUGAGCCUUUGAAGGCUAGAAUACCACUUAGUGAGUUUUCUUUAGCUGGAACUCUGGAGUCAUCUAAAGCUUCAGUAUCACAUUCUCAAAGGCCAGAGCAGCAUUCAGAUCUAUCACUUACUUCCAAGCCUCUUGAGAGUGCAUCUCAGGAAAAUCAUAGAUUUUCAACAAGUAAAGAUGCUUUAAAUUCUUUGGCCAAGGAUCAGUUGGAUAUGAGAAAAACUGAAGCAUCAAAGGUAGAGGCUGACAGUCAUAGGCAGCAACGUGUUACUAAUCCAAGUCGGUUAUCAGUUGAUAAGGCUUUAAAGCAAUUGGAUCGUCCAUCAGAUGGAACUGCUGGCAGCUCUAAUACUCAUGUGUCUCAGAAUGAGCAGGUCACACCUCUCUUAAGCUUGCUAGAAAAGGAACCUCGUUCUCGGCAUGUUUCUGGCCAGCUUGAGUAUUUCAAACACAUUUCUGGUUUUGAGAGGCAUGAGAAUAUUCUUCCGCUUCUACAAGCAGCUGCGGAAAGGAAAAAUGGCGAAUUGGAUUUUUUAAUUGCAGAAUUCACAGAGGCAUCUGCACGUGGGAGAGAAAAUGGUCCUCCAGACUCAACACCCAAAGCAACCAGGAAGGUUGGUCCACUAGCUUCAGGAUCAUCAAAUACUACUGAAGCAACUGUUUUGGCAUCUGGUCUUGUGUCGCAGACUGCAUCUGGCAUAUUGUCUGGAUCUGGUGUCCUCAAUGCAAGACCUGGAAGUACGACAUCAUCAGGAUUACUCUCCCAUAUGGUCUCCACAUUGAAUGCUGAUGUUGCAAGGGAAUAUCUACAGAAAGUUGCAGAACUUUUAUUUGAGUUUUCUCGAGCUGACACUACUGUGAAGUCGUACAUGUGUAGUCAAGGUUUACUUUGUCGUCUUUUCCAGAUGCUCAAUAAAAUAGAGCCACCUAUCCUUCUAAAGGUGUUGAAGUGUAUUAACAAUUUAUCAACUGAUCCAAACUGCUUGGAGAACCUUCAGCGUGCAGAUGCAAUAAAGCAUUUGAUUCCAAAUCUUGAACUCCAUGAUGGACCUCUAGUUUCUCAAAUUCAUACUGAGGUUCUGAAUGCAUUAUACAACCUCUGCAAGAUAAAUAAGAGGAGGCAGGAGCAAGCAGCUGAAAAUGGAAUAAUUCCACACUUGAUGCGAUUUAUCAUGUCUGAUUCUCCGUUGAAACAGUAUGCAUUGCCUCUAUUAUGUGACAUGGCACAUGCUUCUCGUAAUUCAAGGGAGCAGUUAAGAGCUCAUGGCGGCCUGGAUGUGUACCUAAGUUUAUUAGAUGAUGAAGUGUGGUCAGUGACUUCACUGGACUCACUUGCAGUGUGCUUGGCACAUGAUAAUGAUCAUAAGAAAGUAGAGCAAGCAUUAUUGAAAAAGGAAGCUGUCCAGAAGCUGGUGAAGUUCUUCCAGUGCUGUCCAGAGACAUCCUUUAUACACAUUUUGGAACCUUUCUUGAAGAUUAUAACAAAAUCUCCCCGGAUUAACACUACAUUGGCUGUUAAUGGGUUGACACCUUUACUCAUUGCAAGGCUAGACCAUCAAGAUGCUAUCGCUCGGCUAAAUCUUCUCAAAUUGAUAAAGGCUGUGUAUGAGCACCAUCCACGGCCGAAGCAACUCAUAGUGGAGAAUGAUCUGCCCCAGAAGCUACAGAAUUUGAUAGAAGAGCGUAGAGAUGGUGAGCGGUCUGGGGGUCAAGUCCUGGUAAAACAGAUGGCGACGGCACUUCUUAAAGCUCUCCAUAUCAACACUGUCCUAUAGCAGAAUGAUGCUUUGUUGAGUUCAUGGUUCAGCCAUCAUGUAAUUAGUUUUUCUAUAUUUUGUAUAUUAUGAAUUUCUUGCCGGUGAAGAAGGGAAACAAAAUUGAUGAUGUGCAUCUGAUCAGGUCAUUAGGGGGAUAAAGGCUGCUGUUUUUUUUUUAUGUUGGCCUUUUCAUAAGCUGUAAUUGUGACACUUUUUUGCAGAGUAGGUAUAUGUUUCUCCUGUGUGUUCAA